This is a messenger RNA of Acanthopagrus latus (yellowfin seabream), 3816 nucleotides long. It is a transcript of the gene mis18bp1, whose product is annotated as MIS18 binding protein 1. The record is from RefSeq and is a predicted model, not a curated record. NCBI's taxonomy places the organism in Eukaryota, Metazoa, Chordata, Actinopteri, Spariformes, Sparidae. Bases 177 to 3476 code for a protein of 1099 amino acids. The transcript has 16 exons.
AGAAACCGGAAACUGUUACAAUUAUGUGCGGAAGUGACGUCUUUGUGUUGGCUGUACGUCACAGGGGUCUAGCCAACGGCGGCAGCGAUGAGAAAUUUGAAAUUUGCCAUCUAGCGAGCUAGCCGCUAGCAUUCGUGUCGGAUGUAAAACAAUAACUUUUAAUUUUUCGCCAAACUAUGGCGUCCUAUCGCCAUUUAUCACAACACACGAAGCCGCGGUUUGAAUCUCCUGCCAAGGUGUUUGCGAAGCUAAAAUCCAGAGUGCAGCGAGAGGCGAGGUGCGCGACCGAGGAGGGUUUUACAGGCAAGGAUCUUCUGUGUAAUGCUAGAUACAAACAUGGAGGGGAGUUCAAGUCGCCCAGGAAGAGAGCAGAGAGCACUUGGAUCUUUGAUGAGCACAAGGAGAGUCAGAGGUUUGGAUCCUAUCGCAAUGAAGUGCAUGCUAUGACCAUAUCACCCAUAUCGAGUCCUCAGAAAACCUUCAGCUGCUCAAACAUUAGCCACAAGACUGCAGAUGAAAUCUCUCCUAUGACUGAGAGAGGACAUGGGUACACACCAAGACAGAGAGCCUUCCUGGAGUCAACAGCUGUGUCUCAGCCCCACUUUUUGGUCAGGCAGCAGAUCCACACAGAGCCACCUCAGAUCAGAGACUUGGGUGGUUUCAGUGUGACCAGCAGGACUCCAGUAAAGAUGCAGCCAGUCGACAGUUCCUGUCUCUAUGAGGAGGGGUGUGCUCCCCUAAUGUCCCCAGUCCAUAGGUUUCCCCCCAUGAGUUUGAGGAAAAGAAAAUGGGAGCCACUGGGUUAUAACAACAUCGGCAACAGUAUCAGGGAGAUCAGCAGUGAAGUCAUAAGUCAGCCAAAAGGACAGAAACCCUCCAGAGUUUUGAGCGAGGAUGACACCCAUAACAACACCUGCAUGGAGGAUCUGGGUCAUAUCAGCCGGUUCUCUGUUGACCAACCAGAGAUGAAUCAGGUCACUUGUGAACACGUGUUCAAACCACCAAGAUCCAUCGCAAAGAAACGCUGCCAUGAUUUAAGUGAGAAAGGUCCUCCGAUGUCUCCAGCCAAGAUGUUUGCUUACAUGAAAGAGAGGGAACGCCAAAAAGAGCAGCAGGAAGUUUUUAACGUCAGCAGCAGCACGCGGGAUCUCUUUGGGGGAGGUUUCCAUCAGUCCAGAGCACCACCUCCAUCCUCAGAUGACAAUGUGGGCCAGAUGGGGGACAUUACAUUUAGAGGCUCACCAGAGAGUGUCGCCACUGCUGAUCCAUCCAGAGCCGAGUCAGCUGGCUGCCAAUCAGACACAGAUCCCUCUGAGGAUGCCCAGACCCCCGCGUUGCCAUCACAACCUUGCCUGUUCGAAGACCCACUAGUACUCAAUACGCCGAGGGUCUCCAUCCCGAGGAAUAACGAGGGCGUGUUCAAGCGCAACAAAUGGCCCCAACGCACGAAAUUCCCAAGUGAGAGUGUGGUUUAUCUCAGCAAGUGGUUCCUGAGGAGGAAUCAUAAAGGCCUGUUUGUGGAUGGAAUCCGCAGGGAGGAAAACAUACCAUGGAACAGUAACAUCAUCGUGGACAGGGUUUCUAAUUACGUGCUGAAGACGGUCACCGGCAGGGUUUACAUCUUGGUUGGCAAGAUGAACUUGGAUGUUGACGUCGGGUUUCCCAAGUGGUUUUUGAAGAAGUUUGUUAAUGGUUUUCCUCAGAACUGGAAAGCACUUUAUGGGAAGUUUCUGUCAGAGUCAAAACACAGAGAAACCAGCAGAGACAUGGCAGCCAAGACAAAGCCUGACGCCUCCUCUGCUGGCCUUUCUGUGAAGCGGCAGAGACGGAAGCCUCUGAAAACACCUGCUUCUUCUCCUCCUGCCCCCUCGUCCUCUACACAAGUGUCUCGAAGUGGUCGAGUCAUCAAGCCGCCUCUGGAGUAUUGGAAAGGAGGGAGAGUGAUUCUGGAUGCACAGAUGAACGUUACCAUCCAUGAAUGUUAUGAUACGUCCAUCUGCAUCCCUGAGGUCACAAAAAAAGUCGCGAGGGCGUCAAAGAAACCUGCCCAUGUGUUCGUGCCUUGCAAUGAAGGCCGUAAGCAAUGUCCAACAGCCAGCAUCAAUGAGGCACCUGUGCCUCUGAGAAAGGUCAAGGCUCCAGCCCGCAAACGUGACAGAGCGACGGUUAAACCCACUAAUUCACCUGAAUCUCCUGUGGAGACAAUUAGCAGCCCAGAGGAGCCUGGCAGAAGGACGAGUUCCAGGCAAAGGCAUCAAGCUGCGACGAGAAUGUCGCAUGUGGACACUGUCCCUCAAAAACAAAGCAAACCAGAAAAGACUUCAACACGAAGGUCCAAAAAACAGACACCUGACAAAACAAGCCCUGUAGCGAGAGCAUUGAGGAGAAAACCUGAAGUUCGAUCAUCUUCAGAAUCUCCUGCUGCUGCUGAUGAAACAUCACCAGAUCAGUCAUCAACUGAUGACUCCCCCACCAGCAGAAAGAAGCGGGGGAAAGCAGCACACAGAAAGAGAGGUGAAAAGUCACAGCCAAGCCCGUCAAGUGAGUCAGAGGGGAGCAGGAAGGAACUGAGGAAAAGAACCAGAGUGACGAAAAAUAGAAAUGUUGCACAAACACAAACAAAACAUGAACAGAGUGAGCACAAAAAGGCAUCACAACCUGAAAGGCCUUUGGCUAAGACAACACAAUCUGGAAAGAAACAGAAAGCAGACAAAGGAAACUCAAGGAUUUCACAUGAGCAAGAUGAAGAGGAGUGGACCGAGGCAGAGCUCAUGCGGCUAACAGAGGCUGUGACCUUCUAUCCUAAGCACAUGGCAGGUUACUGGGCAAAGGUGGCGAGGAUUGUUGGGACACGUUCUGCAGAGGAGUGCCACAACCAGCACACAUCCCAGGGAACCUCCCAGACUCCAGUCAAGAAACCCAAAAAGAGGAAAGAGGAAGCACCAAAACACCCAGAUAAUCCUGUGAUAUCUGCCCGAGUGGGAACCUUGAAGAGAAAGCAGCAGGUGCGUCAGUUCCUGGAGACGAUGCCCAAAGAAGAUGUUGAUGACGUUUUCAGCACUGCAUACAUGCAGACAAAACGCUUUGAGAUGCCCUCCAUAUGUCCGAGUGAAGAUAAUGAUUUCACAUUGGCAGACCUGGAGCCCACGACCCCCAUUUCAACAGGUUUCCCUGAAGUUAAGACUCCUCAGUGUCUGCAUAUCACUCCCGGCAUGAUGGGCUCACCCAACAGGAGUACUGACGACAAGUAUGUCUUUCAACUCCAGAAGAGGAUGAAAAAACGUCAGUUUAAUGUCUGCAAACAGGCUCUGCCUGCAAAGAACCUCACACCCACGCCAUCGGUUAAAAAGGCGAUGAGAAGAUGUGGUACCACAGAAAACGACACCUUUGUUGUCUGGGAGAUGUUCCCAGGAAACGAUGGAGGGCUCUGUGAAAGCGGAGAGGAAGAGGAUUUUUACUUCUCAGACAAUGACUGAUUCUAUGGAUGAUAAACCUCAAUAUCUUGUUUUUAAAAAGAGUCUUGUUCUUAAUAUCAAAUAAUGUCAAUGGAACAGAGGAGAGAUGUCAUGUGAACAAUAAAAUAGCUGUUCUGCUCCCCCGAAAGAUUUUUAAUGCAAGUGAAUGUUUUUGAAGCCUCUAAACAUAACUUGGAAUUGAAUGUAUAAAAAUCAAACACAUUUUUUUUUUUUUUUGACAUGUUGUCAAAGACAGACUUGCUGCCGUCUCCCAGUAAAUACAUUCCUGUAAAUUUAUUUUAGUUUAAAGUUACAAGAGUCAGUUGUAAUUAUUCUCUUAAUAAACAAACUUUAAAUCUUG